Molecule: messenger RNA, 6899 nt
Organism: Cylas formicarius (sweet potato weevil)
Lineage: Eukaryota; Metazoa; Arthropoda; Insecta; Coleoptera; Brentidae
Gene: Elys
Product: protein ELYS
Exons: 10
Coding region: 184-6771 (2195 amino acids)
Source: RefSeq, a predicted model, not a curated record
UGUGAAUGGUGUUUAAUAUUGGGUUCUACAUUGUAUAUUCUCGUCGUUUAGAAUAAAUGCACGCGGUACGAUAAUGUCGUUCGAGGUGGUUGAAAACGUCGAGUUCCCGCAGCCCGUGCCGCGCAACGGCACCGACGAAGACCUUCACACGUUCGGUGGCAUACUAACGGAUUUGAAACAUGUAUGGCACGCAAACGGGGCACGUUUAGAGAUCCGAAACGCAUCGCUUGGCAAGAAAGUCGCUGCCUGGACUUUCGGCGGCCCAGCGAGAGAUCCGGCCCUCAGAAUCGUCGCUGUCGACGAAAUCAAGCGGUACAACGGCAAGUUACCGUUUCUCCUGGUGGCUCUCCAUUGUCCCGAGAAUGGGGGGAUCCUAUGCGUAUUUCACGCGUUCGGUUCGAAAGUUGUUCGCGCCAUCACCAUUGGACAACAGAAACGAUGGUAAUCGCUGAUCGAGUCCCAGCUCUCCUUUUCUCGCAGAUAACUAGCGCGUACGUAAUCGACGCGGGCCGGGAGAAUACGCUUCUGCCGACCUCGAGCCCCCUGCGGUAUUUCGACGGUAUCGCGGUCGUCGGGACGCUCGGUGGUGACGUUUACCUAUUGGAUAUUUGCCGGCAAAUUUGCGAGGGCGCCUUGUACUCGGGCGAGACGAAAGCCGAGUCGAAUCCCGCGGGGAUGUUCAUAUUGCCCAAGAAUCGAUCGGGAUCGGUCAAAGAUUACUUGAAAGAGUCUCUGGCAGCCGGCGAUCACCUCGCUAUUAAUCUUAACGAGGUGCACACGUCCAAGGGGCACUUCGCCCUCAAGGGCGAAAAGGGCGAGGACAGGGUGCACGUCAACAAAUCGGAAACGGAAGUGAGCGCGACAUACUAUUCGCCCCAGAUUGCUUGUCUGGUGGUGGGCUACAAUUUCGGCGCCUUUCAACUAUGGGAUUUGGAGGUUAUGGGGCUCGUGUACACCUCACCGGUAUGCGAGGAACUCAUCCCGGUAACCGGGUUCGCCUUGCAGGAGCCGAGCGACGACCCGAAAGCCUACUGCUAUCUGUGGGUGUCGUACGGUCAAGGGGCGGCCUGCCGCGCCGGUUUCCCCUACGCCGUGAUGUACUCGCUGCACUAUGGCGCCAAGAGCGGCGUCGACGGCCACGCCCAUAUGUAUCAGAAUUUCCAACACUGCUCUCUGCGAUUCGAAAUCGAACUGGGCGGCGCUAGCGGCACGGAACUAAAACGGCACAUCAGGGGCGGCUCGUGCCUCGGCCUACAAACCGUCAGCAAACGUUUCGUGCACAGGAGCACGCACACCAUAUCUCUUUGUCUCGUAUCAUGGACAUUGUGGGAUGCAGGAGACAAAGCAGAGACCCAUGCGCUCAUCUUCGACCUCGACCAGUGGUACAAGGAGCAGAUGCCUUCGGCGCCCGAUUGGUCUCGUUGUUCCGUCUACGUCCUCGCUCGUCGUUGCGCAGAUUACCCUUUGCUCGACGUCAAACUGAAUGUCAAGUCGCUCGUUCAAUUCGUCGGCGUCCAAAAUUUGGAGGAGCAUUUUUUCCCCACAGCCCUCAGCUUUGAUCUGGUCGGUGUGGGGGUCGGGGGCGCGACUAAACUGCGCAGCAGGUGCGCACAGGCCGCGUUCGCCGACGAUUUGGUCGCCGACGCCCAUCUGAGCCUCGUCAGACCGCGGAACUACUACGAGAGGGCGCUCGCUCUGGGCCUAGCCCCAUUGUUCUGCGACGUCUCUGUCAGUAGUUCGAACGACACGGAAUCACAGCGGGAUGUUCUGCUGAGUGUCGCGCUCGAACAGAAAUUAGUCGGUUGGUUGUGCGCGUGCGCGACGAAACUGGCGAACGCGGCGUUCCACGCCAGCGGUUUAACAAUCGACGGCCUGAUGAGGUGGGCGUUUCGGCGCGCCGCUUCCCUCAAAGCGUCCUGCGAUGCGUACUUCACGUGUCUGUUCGACCAUUCGGGCACGCGACUCGACGACCACGCCCUCAUGAUCAUCAGUCACGCGGCUUGUCAGAUCGGCGACUUGGUCGCCCUCAACGAGCACGUAGCCGACCGUCUGCUCGGUUUCGUGGGCGAACGGGAGGCGAUCUUGGAGGGACGGCGCUGCCUGAAAAAUCUCGCCGUCUACUUCGACCUGGUCCUUUGGAUGGUUAACGUGGGACUCCUACCCGAAGGUCCCGCGACCCGCCAUCGAAUCCUGGAGUUAACGCGGUGGUACGACGAGAAAAGGGCGCAGAGACGUCAGCUAAGCGAUGGAACCGUCGAACUGUUUAUCGAUAAUCUCGUCGAUAAACAUUCGGAGACGGUGGGGGAACGAUGGCGAGAGGACGGCGGUACCGGAUCGUACCCACCACCAUCGCUGCAGUCCGUUUUGGGGGUUUACCUUGCUGACGGCAUCGAGCUCUGCUUCAAGCACAGCCUGGUCAUGUACGCGCUACUUGACGUCUCGGCGACCGCGGACUCCCGCGAUGCUACGCUCUUGUUCCGGUUUCCACAGAUAUUCGGACUCGACCAGAGCGUCGCCAAGAUAGUAGAGGCGUUUUGGCACUUGGACCACGACAAUUACCAAACGGCUGUGAAAUACAUUACGGCGCCGUGCGUUUCGUCCGACGAUCUACACCACUGGCACCACACGUUGAUGAUGAGGUCACUCCUGCUCCACGAGCAGCACGAACUCGCGUUGCUGUACUUUCGCGUAGCGAAGCCACCGGUAACGGACCACGUUGAUGUGGCGACCGUGCUCAGCUUGCUGAUUUCGAAGAACAUGGUCCACGAGGCGUUCGAGUUCGAGCGACGUCAUCGCGGCCGCGACGACGAUGACGCGCUCAUGAUGCACAUUUUUAACGAGUGCAACAAAAGGCAGUUGCUCCACAACGUGCUCUAUCGGUCUUUGAGCGUCGACGAGGAACGCGCGUUCCUCAAAUACGUAAACACAACAGCAGCGGGUCCACGAUGCGCAGACCUGCGCGUCUGCUACUACCUGCUGCGCUCGCGCUUCCUCGAGGCGUUCGACGCGUACGACACGUCCAAAAUGAAAAAAUCCGAGGCCGUAGGCUUGGUGGGACGUCGCCAAGCGAAUCCAAUGGAGGAUGUCGUCAAAAUGUUCAAGGACCAGUUGCCGCGCGUGAACCGCGACCUGGUGGACACCGCGCGCAGGGAGAACCUUUACCGCCAAGACGAUCGGCCGACGCCCAUGUCGGUGUUUGUGCACAAUCCGGCGGAGAGGGCGCGCUACAAAUCGAGCUUUAUACUGGCCGCUAUGUCGAAAGCGAAAUGGAUGUCCGACGAUGACGGCACCGGUACCGAAGGGACACCGUUUCUGCGCACUCCGAUCGCUGCGGCACGGAAAGCAGAACCGUCGACGCCGCUCGUCGAUACGCGCGUCAUCGACGAGGCGGAGCAGGACGUGGAGAUGGAAGCGAUACCGCCCAAGAGGUCCCGAUUGACCCCCAGGGCGUCGACCAGCACACCGGCGAAGACGCCCGCCGGACGCAUCUCUGUCCAUUCGCUACUGCGGAUGUCGGUCGUGCGGCGAAAAUCGACGGCCGACGGCGAUGACGUCGGGCACCGCGCCGAGACCGUGCCCCACGGUAUCUUAAAAGCGACAUCUACCGACGAUACGGCAAGGACGCCGCGGACGCCACUGGCCAGGACGCCGUUGAAAGGCCACGUCAAAUUCAACGACAUGCGUUAUCCGUCACCGGUCGCGGAGGCGGAGUUACAGCGCGAAGAGGCAGGGGUGAAGUUGAGGCGGGAAGAGGCGGAAGCGGAGUUGCGGCGGGAAGAGGCGGAAGCGGAAUUGAGGCGGGAAGAGGCGGAAGCGGAAUUGCGCCGGGAAAAGCCGAAAGCGACCGUUACAUCGCAGUCGCUCUCUACGAAGGACAUAACCGAUGUGCAGCGGCCGGUGGCCCAAUCACCGAAAGCGAGGAGGAGCUAUAAAAGAUCGUUCUCCGACAACGGCCCGGUACGUUCGAGCCCGAGACUGUCCGCGUCCUCGAGGAACGCGGAGCAGACUCCGAUACGAAAACCGAAUAGUCGCAAAUCGAUACUUACGCAACGGCCCUUCGACUUGUUCAACAGGGAACCUCCUGACGCCGCCGCGGAUGAUCUAUCGCGGCCUUCCGGUCGCAGAGAACAAAUCUCGAACGAGCCCGGAAACUUUUCAAAGAGCGGCGAGACAUCGAUUGACACCUCGCCUCUCGGUGCCACAUUUGCCGACAAGGACGGUUCCCUUCUACAGUGCUCGGGCAGCUUGGCCAAGGACGGCAACUCUGAGAAACCGGAAGUGGUCCAGAGGACGCCGGUCGCGAAAUCUCUUUUUCGCGCGGUCUUGGAGCGUAACACCUUCAAGCAGACCAGCUUGGCAUACUGCAGUUCCGCCGACACCACCACCGAGUCCGACGCGGACUAUGCUGAGACCGACGAGUCGCUACGCGAGUUGCUCGAGCAUUUCGGUGAGGGCGAAAAACUCACCAGCGCGUCUGUCGUUAAUGACGUCGCCCAAGAUUUGGACACACGCGACGACGAUAUGACGUCCGUGCAAGGGGAACUGAAAGGCGUAGCCGCCCACGAUAAGCCGUCUAGCGGCGACAAGGACGGCGACUCUGAGAAACCGGAAGUGGUCCAGAGGACGCCGGUCGCGAAAUCUCUGGUUCGCGCGGUCUUGGAGCGUAACACCUUCAAGCAGACCAGCUUGGCAUACUGCAGUUCCGCCGACACCACCACCGAGUCCGACUCGGACUAUGCUGAGACCGACGAGUCGCUACGCGAGUUGCUCGAGCAUUUCGGUGAAGGCCAAAAACUCACCAGCGCGUCUGGCGUUAAUGACGUCGCCCAAGAUUUGUACACACGCGACGACGAUAAGCCGUCUGGCUGCGAUGAUAAUCACGAUGCGAAGGUCGAGGAACAAGUGGCCGACGGCGGCGAGGACGUGCCCGACGACCACCGCAAGGCUUCAAAGGAAUCGGAGGGCGUGGCCGUUUACGAUGACGUGUCCAGCUGCGAUGGCGACGUCGACCGUGAUCCGGAGGAAGAAAUUCAAGACGCUGCUGGGGGAGUGGCGGUCGGCGAAGUACGACUCGACCACGACCAGACCUCUAAGGAAGAGAAUUCGGUAUAUGAAUAUGUCUACGACGACCUGUCUAGCUGCGACGACGUCCCUGAGUCGGAGCGCGCGUUUAUUGGCAGUUCUGUCAGUACUAUCCCGUCAUUAGUCGAUACGGACAGCUCGAUAGAGUCGGUCGAUAAUGACGAGCACAUGGACCGUCUGGUGGUUCAGGACGACGAAGACCAUGAAAACGGUAGCGAAGAAGCAAAAGAGCAAGGGUUCCGUUCGCUUCGGACUAAGAACGGGGAAGGUGACGAUGAAUCGCCCGAAGAACAUGCGAAAACACCCGAGGGUCCACCGGAACAGGAGGAGCAGCGUCUGUCGCCUUCAGGUCAAGGGAAGAAGGAAAAUAAGUCAUCCGACGGGUUUGAAGCAGAAGCUCAUGAAGAAUUGCCAGGAGGAUCGACGGAAGGUGGAGAACGGGAAUUGCACGAAGCGCAUGCGGUGGUGCAGGAGGAGAAGGAUGGACCGCGUCCAAGAAAAGGGAAGAACGACGAUAAGUCAAGCAAAGCGAAGUUGCCAAGGAGGAAAACCAAGUCUGAUAGAAGAGCAGGGGAAGAAAAAAGAAAAGAAGAAGAAAAAGCAUCAGACGCACUUGGAGCAGAAACUGAAGGGCACAAAGAUUCACCAUUGAAUCGCACGUUAACGUUGCGUCCAGUGAGGAGGAAAUAUUCGGGCGCCAUAAAUAGAACGCCAAAACUAAAGGUGGAGCAGGUGAGGAAAACAUACAACCGACGGCAAACGUCGGCGAGAAACGAGACGACGCACAUUAGUGAACGGUGUGGAGAACAUGAACCACACAAAGGACAGGCAUCGGAAGAGAAGGAUAGUUCGUCUUCGGUACAAGCGAAAGAGGAAGCAAAGUUGCGGUCUUUUAAGGGCUCCAAGGAAGAGAAAGCACCGGACGCAUUAGGAGUUGAAGUCGAAGGGCGGGAAGAUUCACUAUCGGACCGCACCUUACCGUUGGGCCCAGCGAGACGAGCAUGCAACCGACAGAAGAAGAUGGAGGGAGACGAGGACACGAGCGUGACUGAAACGCAAACCGCCAGCCAAGACCCUGUCAUCAUCUCUCAGUUGACGGAAGAUAGAACGUUCACACCAAAAUGUGGGAAAAAGAGGGGGCGGAGCGCGAGCGUGGAGCAACAAGCGGCGGCGAUGCCGAUGCCGUCACGCCUUCGUUCUCUGCGAAGCAAAAGCGUCGACACAAACGUAGGCUACGCCUCAACGUCGGCGGAGACAUUGACGCCCAUAGAAGAGGGGGGCGGCGGUUACGCGACCACCAGAAGACUGACCAGGAGUCAGGCGGAGAUGUUUAAGGCCAGAGACGAGGCAAGCGGCGUGACCGCUUUCGACGUGGACAUUACCGGGGGGCGGGGCGGUGCGCGAGCGGCGUCCGAAAGCCGCUUCAUUGCUAGUUCCGCGACCAAGAUGAAAACGAGACUGAGGUCUGCUUCCGUCGACGCCGAACCAACCCCCCGUACGCCGAAAAGGAGCAGAAAGGAGGUGGAAAAUGAGACGGCGUCGAUCAUGACGCGCAGCCGCACUAGGUCGGUGUCGUCGACGCGCUCCGACACGUCGCAGAAGUCGACCGCCUCGUCGUCGUCGAGGACGGUGAGGAGUCGACGGAAGCCGUCGGCACUGUCCGGGAUACGGGAAGAAGAAACCAAGUAGAAGAAAACGGGGAGGAAAUUAUUGUUUGUUGUUAUCGGAUUUUUCGGAACAAAAUUGUAUUAAGUAUUUAAUCAUCACGGAUAUUUUAAAUAAAACAUAAGAAAAAACAGCUUCAGGGCGUCCUGUUA